Molecule: messenger RNA, 1723 nt
Organism: Bombina bombina (fire-bellied toad)
Lineage: Eukaryota; Metazoa; Chordata; Amphibia; Anura; Bombinatoridae
Product: integrator complex subunit 3-like
Exons: 4
Source: RefSeq, a predicted model, not a curated record
CCUCCGAAGCUCCAGCAGUAAACUUGCCCAGCUAACUCUGGAACAAAUCUUGGAACAUCUUGAUAAUCUGAGACUUAAUCUAUCUAAUACCAAACAGAAUUUUUUUAGCCAAACACCGAUUCUGCAAGCACUCCAGCAUGUGCAAGCAAGUUGUGAUGAGGCACAUAAAAUGAAGUUCAGUGACCUCUUCUCUCUAGCAGAGGAGUAUGAGGACUCUACAAAACCACCCAAAAGUAGACGGAAAGGUCCAAUGAUGAGUCCUCGCAGUAGGAAGAAUGCAGCCCAACCAGCCAACACAGAGGAGGAGUCUGCAUCUAGCAGCGCUUCUGAGGAGGAAGACACAAAACCGAAACCCAGCAAAAGGAAACGUAAAGGUUCUGCGCCAGUCGGAUCGGACAGUGACUAACCAGCUACUGAGGACUCCGCUGGCUCCUGACUAUCUUUCUAUAUUGGUCUCCAAGACCUAGAGCACAUCUUGAAACUGUGCUUGGUGCAGCAGAGGAGGAAGUUUCAUCUGUCUGCAUCAGCUUGAUGGCACCUUCUAGACUUUUCCAACUUCCUGCCAUCCAACGUUUCCAGCAGAGGGAGAUGUGCUGGAUCUAAAUAAACAGCCCCAAUAAACUGUACACCACCUUUAGGGGCCGGACUUUUAUACAUAAAUUUUGCUAUUUUCUUACAGAUUGUAAAUAAUUUUCUCUGAUGGGAUUGCUGCUCAGAGCUCUUUAAAUCCUUUUUUGUUGGUUUUUUUUUAACUAAAAUAUUUUAAAAUACAAUAAAAUGUUUUUUUUCUGAUCUCUCCUGUGCCUGGUAACCUCCCCUGCCAGUGUCAUUGUAUAUAGUUUUCUGACCUUGGUAAACUCCAUUUAAGCGCUAUGUGCCAUAUAUUUUUUCAUCUGUUUGAUCGAUCAGUACACAUGAAAGGUCACUAAACUGUUGUGUUAAGUCAUUUAGGUUUCUGUCUGCCCUUAUUCCUAAAUGAGGCAGUAAAAUUAAGGUAACUGCCAUGCACAUUUAAUUGUGGAAUUACUUUUUACCAAUAUAGAGAGCAUUCUACAGUAACACCCUUUGUGUUUUAGGACUUUAGUGUACUAUAAAAUGUUCUCCCCAAUAAUCAAUUUUACCUGCUGGAGUGUAUUAAAUUACUCUUACCUUUUUACUUUGUCAUUUAAAAUAACUGUUUUUGCCCGUUGAAACACACACACACACACACACACACACAUAUAUAUAUAUAUAUAUAUAUAUAUAUAUAUAUAUGUGUGUGUGUGUGUGUGUGUGUGAAGGGUGGGAGAGUUCUUAAAAAUGUUUAUUUUCAAUUGCUAUCUCAGAAAUAAGAUAAGGAAGCUUUUUUGUUUAUAUAGAAUAAUUGGAUACCGAGAUCUGCUCUGUUCUUCUUACAGGCUCACCCACUUUAAUAGGUUGUGGAUUCAAAGAUAAAAACAACUAUUUCAUAUACAAAAAUAAAUUUAAAAUAGUAAUUUUUGAUUAAUUUUAUCAUCAGCUGAAAUAACAUGUCAUUGGAAACUUAUUAAGUGGAAACCAAUUUUACAGUGCACUGUGUCAUUUCCUUAUCUAUGUGUAUCAGUUAAUAAUUUCCAUACCUCUGGCACCCAGUUAUUUGUGUGUAUAUUAUGCUUUUAUCACUGGCUAUCAUGGUUUACCUUAUAUAACUUUAUGCAGAGUCCUGCAGUUCAUCGAAAGGCAAUACAACCUCACUUUUUGUGAA